Molecule: messenger RNA, 1689 nt
Organism: Harmonia axyridis
Lineage: Eukaryota; Metazoa; Arthropoda; Insecta; Coleoptera; Coccinellidae
Product: CD63 antigen-like
Exons: 6
Coding region: 230-913 (227 amino acids)
Cellular component (GO): membrane
Source: RefSeq, a predicted model, not a curated record
AAUUCGCAUUUACUCCAGUGUUUUGAUGUGUGAAGUACGAACAACGAAAGUUUACUUUUGACUGUCCGAACAACAUUCGGUUUUAAUUGUUCUGUCGCCAAUCACAAAGACUUGCCAACCUGUUAUCUGUAUUUCAAUUGAAACCCUAAACGAAGUAUCGGGUGUUGAUUUCUUAAAAUAACUCUUGCCAGUUCUUGGAUAAGUAUAGUGUCUCAAGAAAACAGUAAAAAUGGUGUCAGCUGGAAUGAUGUGUGUGAAAUAUCUUCUAUUUUGUUUUAAUUUAUUGUUCACAAUUGCUGGAAUAGGUAUACUCACCAUUGGAGUUAUUUUCCAUCUUGUUUAUUCCAACUACUCCAACUUUGUCUAUCCCAGUUUUCAAAUAGCACCUCUUGUUCUCAUAGCAGUAGGUGUUAUUAUUUUCAUUGUUGCUUUCUUAGGAUGCUGUGGAGCAGCAAAAGAAAGUCAGUGUAUGAUUUCAACCUUUGCGAUUCUUUUAAUUGUUAUCUUUGUGCUUGAAAUUGCUGCUGGAAUUAUUGGAUACAUUCACAGAAAUGAAGUGGAGGUCAUGUUAGAAGAUAAACUGAAUUCAACCAUUUCUGAUUAUUAUAUAAAUGAAGAUAUAAAACGUACCUGGGAUGUAGCACAACACGAGGGAGAAUGUUGUGGCAUCAACGGUCCAACCGACUGGCAGAGUGUAACUAAAAAUGACUCGUUGCCUCAUACUUGUUGUCCUAAUACAGCUGAUGAUGGAUCUUGCACAAUGAAAACUGAACAUUAUAAUGCCUCUUGUUUUGAUAAACUCAAGGAACUAUUUUUGAAAAAUGCAACUAUCAUCGAAUCUGUAGGACUUGGAAUUUCUUUAUUACAGGUUUUCGGAAUCGUAUUUGCCUGCUGUUUGAGACGCGCUAUAUGACACGAAUAUGAAACUGUUUAAGAUGUUUACUUUUUUUUUAUUUGCACUGAAUAAUGACUUGAAUAUCAAUGAACCAAAAAAUCCACAAUCAAAUAUUCAUGCUCAUCAAAUCUUCAGGCCAAAUUUAGUCUAUAAGUUUUAUUGAAUUUGUUUUUGUUUUUAUUGUUUGUUUUUAUAUCGUUUUUGACUUUCUAUUUACACAUUUUGAGUAUUAAUUUAUUAGUAUCUAAGAAUUCACAAUGUGCAACUCUUUCACAGAUAAUAAUUCCACUUAUAUUAUUCCCAAAUAUAUUAAAGUAACUGUUUCCUGUACAAGUAUAAUCUACGUUUGUUAGAAUAAAAUAUAUAUUGUUCAUCAAAAAUAUUUAUAUAUCAAUACAGGGUGUUGAAAAUUACACAUGUACCUACGUAAAUUGUUGACUGAAAAGCUUUCCAUGAAAUAGAUGAGGAAUCGUUACGGAAUUCUUUCCAACAGGAAAGAUAUGGAUUUGUCCAGACCAGUAGCUCUAAUGGGAGCGUUAUUUAAGAAAUGUGAUUUUUGGGAUUACCAAAAUUUUUCGUGUGGAAACGGUAUGGCGACUAUAACAUCCUGUAUGUACAAAAAUUUCAUAGGGAACCGUGAAACUGUCUUGAAUUUUUAUGGACUGAUAGUUUAAGUAGACAAACCUUUUUCAAAAUGAGAUUGUCAUGUGAUUCAUAUAUCCUAAAUGUCUGUAGAAAACAAUUUUGUAUAAAACUUGUCAAUAAUUUGUUUUCAAAAUAAAAAUUAUAAUAUA